Messenger RNA from Scophthalmus maximus (turbot), 2507 nucleotides. It is a transcript of the gene mep1bb, whose product is annotated as meprin A subunit beta b. Gene Ontology annotation, cellular component: membrane. Bases 75 to 2234 code for a protein of 719 amino acids. The transcript is spliced from 14 exons. The record is from RefSeq and is a predicted model, not a curated record. NCBI's taxonomy places the organism in Eukaryota, Metazoa, Chordata, Actinopteri, Pleuronectiformes, Scophthalmidae. Gene Ontology annotation, molecular function: protein binding; metalloendopeptidase activity; zinc ion binding. Gene Ontology annotation, biological process: proteolysis.
UUCUCUGCAAAUUCUGCCAGUCAGAGCUCAGUGCCCGUCACCUCCCGUCCCCGCUCACAGGGACAUUUUAGGACAUGGCAGGGAGAAAAUCUGCAGGUGUACUUGCUCUUCACGUUGUCUGCCUCCUUUUUGGUGCUGCCCUUUGUUUGCCCACGGAGAAAUUGUCAAAUUACGACGUGGACGGCGGACGGGACCUUGACAUUUUUGACAUAAAUGAAGAGGCAGGACUGGAUCUUGUGGAAGGAGACAUCGUCCUUGAUGAGAGGCAAGCUCGAAACUCUAUAAUAGGGGAUGAGUACAGGUGGCCAAAGACGAUCCCAUACUACAUGGAAGAUGACUUAGAGAUCAAUGCAAAGGGUGUGAUUCUGAAGGCCUUUGAGCAGUACCGGCUCAAGACCUGCAUUGAUUUCAAGCCUUGGAGCGGCGAAGCAAACUACAUCUCCAUUUUCAAAGGGGGCGGCUGUUUCUCCUCAGUGGGAAAUCGACACGUUGGGAAGCAGAGAUUGUCCAUCGGAAGCAACUGUGACCGCAUCGCCACCAUCGAACACGAGUUCCUUCAUGCGUUGGGUUUCUGGCACGAGCAGUCCAGGGCAGACCGAGAUGACUAUGUCAAAAUCAUGUGGGACCGCAUCUCAGAUGGCAGAGAGCACAACUUCAACACCUACAACGACACCACCUCCAGCUCUCUUGGCGUCCCCUACGACUACGGCUCCAUGAUGCACUACAGCAAGAACGCCUUUCGCAACGGCACCGAGCCCACCAUCGUCACCAAGAUCCCUGCGUUCAGCGAUGUCAUCGGCCAGCGCAUGGAGUUCAGCGACAGCGACCUGCUCAAGCUGCACCGCCUCUAUAACUGCACCCAGGGCUCCACCUUCCUCGACUCAUGUGACUUUGAACGUGAGAACAUCUGUGGUAUGAUCCAGGGACAAGGGGACCAGGCGGAGUGGCUCAGGGUCGGUGCAGCUGCCGGAGGGCCCGACACUGACUACUCCAACAUGGGCAAAUGCACUGGCUCGGGAUACUUCAUGCACUUCAACACUGGCACAGCCACCAACGGGGACACGGCUCUGCUCGAGAGCCGGCUCCUUUACCCCAGGAGAGGUUUUCAGUGUCUGCAGUUCUUUUACUACAACAGCGGCGGCCCCGGCGACAGACUGAAGAUCUUUGUCCGAGAGUACGACAACGCGAACCCCAAUGGAACGCUGCGCUUCAUAGCGACCGUGGACGGAUCCCCUCAGCAGCUGUGGCAGGUGCACCACGUGCGGCUGGACGUCAAAACCAAAUUCCGCGUUGUAUUUCAAGGGUCCAAGGAGGGCUCGGGGCCCUCGACAGGGGGCCUGUCCCUGGAUGACAUCAACCUGUCUGAGACCACCUGCCCGGAGUUCACGUGGCGCGUGAAGAACUUCAGCAGCGUCAUGGAAAACACUCCAAUGAACACGGCAAUCUUCAGCCCGCCGUUCACCUCCACGGAGGGUUACACGUUCCAAAUGGAGCUGUACCCCGGCGGAAAGGACGGCUACCCCGGCGAGCUGUCGGCCUUCGCUCAUCUGGUGGCCCGCGAGGGGGACACCGGGCAGAAGUGGCCCUGCCCCUGGAAACAGAUGACCAUGAUGCUGAUGGACCAGCACCCGCACAUCCAAAAGCGCAUGUCCAACCAGCGCAGCGUCACCACUGACCCCAGCAUGAAGGCGACAGACUCGGACGUGUUCUUCUGGGAUGACCCUCGCAAGGUGGGCGUGGAGGUCACCGACACAGACGGGUCCAAGUAUUUCCGAGGGCUGGGCGCCGGAACCGCGGUGUUUCUCACUCACCUCCGAGCCAAGAGCCGGGACUUCAUCAAGGGAGGAGACGCCAUAUUUCUCCUCUCGAUGGAGGAUGUGUCUCAUCUGACCGCGAGCCAGCCUACGCCGGGCACCACCGUCCAACCCGGCACCACCACUGCCCCCGCCGAUGUCUGCCUCAAUGUGCAGUGUCUGAAUGACGGAGUCUGCGUGGAUCACGAAGGGGAGGCUGCUUGCAGGUGCGUGGUGGGCGAUGACUGGUGGUACUACGGGGACAGUUGUCAGUACAAGGGCUCCGUCAUGGAUAAAACCACCCUUGCCCUCGCCUCUUCUCUGUCCGUACUGGGCGUCAUGCUGUUGGUCACAGUCGUCAGUGUCAUCUGUGUGAAGAAGAAGUAUAAGAAGCGCAGCAGUGGCAACGGCGUCAUCUUGGCAAACAUGCAAGCUGCAUAGAAACCGUAGGCGGAGGAACCUGAACGUUUCCACUGACAACUUAGAGAACAAAGGAAAACAGCGACGAAGAAAAUGUUAACUUGAAAUAAAAUAAAUACAUUUUUCUGAAUGAAAUAUCUUAUACAGCAAGUUUGGACUGACAUUACUCAAGUGCAUAAAAGGUAAACCAUGUAGAUCAUAACAUUAUAUGAGAUCGCCCCCAUCUGGCCAUCCAAUGUAAAGACACUACAACAAUGUCAGAAUUAUUGUGCUAAAUAAAUUAUUUUAAAACUA